This is a messenger RNA of Thrips palmi, 884 nucleotides long. RefSeq lists its product as uncharacterized. The transcript is spliced from 8 exons. The record is from RefSeq and is a predicted model, not a curated record. NCBI's taxonomy places the organism in Eukaryota, Metazoa, Arthropoda, Insecta, Thysanoptera, Thripidae. The coding region runs from base 6 to 884 and encodes 292 amino acids.
GCACGAUGGCGCGUCUGGCCUUUCUCGUCAUCGCCGUCGCGGCGGUUGCCGCCGGGGUCAAUGGAGGCAAAAAGCAGGACCAGUUAAUUGUGACGUACGGCAUCGUCCCCGACCCAUUCCACUCGAAGAGCUUCUUCUCGCUGCCCCGCACCCUUGAGGAGGCUCAGGGCGGCCAGGACUACUGGGUCCCCUCGGAUCAAAGGCCGCAGGACAACACGACGUCCUACUGCCGCGAGGGCGACUACCGCGUGUGCCUGCUCUUCGACCAGCAGGGCAGCGUGGCCGGUAUCCGGCUGUCGGUGAACAGAGACGAGAUCGAAGCAUCUGGCUUCAACUUGGAGAGAGUACCAGAGUGGGAGUUCAACUGGAGCACAAGGCUUCGUGGUGGUGUUUACACUGCCACUGUGUACUUCGUGUCUAAAGAGGAGCUUGCUGCUGGUGGCCGCAGCCCGAAGAAGAGCGACCCCACCGCCCCGAACGGCAUCUACAUCCUGCAGUCCGACUUCAACGGCUUCGAGACCAACCGACUCCACAUCCCCAUCCAGGAGUCAGGGGCUACGUCGGCCAACUUCACUGAGCAAUCCUGCAACUUCGGCAUGGGCAAGCACUACUUCCAAGAGCUGCGCAAGGACGGCAAGUGCGAAGAGCACCGCCCCUACUUCCUGCUGUACGGCCCCAAGACCAAGGAGCUCAACGGCUUCGGCAUCGCCCAGUACGGCAACGUCACCAACGGCGAGCGCCCGUGGUACGAGUAUCCGACAGCGAAGGAGGCUAAGAAAAUCGCGCCGAACUCUCCUGACUGUGUAGAAGACUGGAUAAACACCCACGGCAUGUUCUCGUUGCACGUCUACUUCGUUUCCAGCCCCUACUGGACUUUCUGCUAA